This is a messenger RNA of Onychostoma macrolepis, 2846 nucleotides long. It is a transcript of the gene rac3b, whose product is annotated as Rac family small GTPase 3b. The transcript has 6 exons. Gene Ontology annotation, biological process: motor neuron axon guidance; regulation of cell shape; actin filament organization. Gene Ontology annotation, cellular component: cell projection; plasma membrane; cytoplasmic vesicle. The record is from RefSeq and is a predicted model, not a curated record. Gene Ontology annotation, molecular function: GTPase activity; protein kinase binding; GTP binding. The coding region runs from base 141 to 719 and encodes 192 amino acids. Lineage: Eukaryota; Metazoa; Chordata; Actinopteri; Cypriniformes; Cyprinidae.
GUUCGCCGUCAAAACCGCUGCUGCAAGGAGGGCAGUGACCGUAUUUUUGCAGAUAUCUAUCAUUUCUCGGGUUAAGUGGGAGUUGUGGCUUAAUAAAAUACAUUUACGGCCGUGAAGUGAAGUAACCUGCCUCUCCACAAAUGCAAGCUAUUAAAUGCGUGGUGGUCGGCGACGGGGCGGUGGGUAAAACCUGUCUGCUCAUCAGCUACACCACAAAUGCCUUCCCCGGCGAGUACAUCCCUACAGUAUUUGACAACUACUCUGCCAAUGUGAUGGUCGAUGGCAAACCGGUGAACCUGGGCUUAUGGGACACCGCAGGACAAGAGGACUACGAUCGCCUUCGUCCGCUCUCGUACCCGCAGACGGAUGUGUUUUUAAUAUGCUUUUCGUUGGUGAGCCCAGCGUCCUUUGAGAACGUCCGUGCAAAGUGGUACCCCGAGGUGCGACACCACUGCCCCAACACACCCAUCAUCCUGGUGGGCACCAAACUGGACCUGCGGGAUGAUAAGGACACCAUAGAGCGGCUGCGGGACAAGAAGCUGUCGCCCAUCACUUACCCGCAGGGUCUGGCCAUGGCCCGAGAGAUCGGGGCUGUGAAGUAUCUGGAGUGCUCAGCUCUGACUCAGCGCGGGCUAAAGACUGUAUUUGACGAAGCCAUCCGCGCCGUCCUCUGCCCUCCGCCCGUCAAAAAACGCGGCAAACGCUGCACUCUGUUCUGAGCGAACGCCGCGACAGCCUCGCAAAACUACAAGAUUUUUAAUCAGCCUCUUGGGAAAUAUACUGUACUACUCUCACAGGUUCAGUGACAGCCGUCCAUCAAGCUCUAAUGCACAUCACAUGUAUAUGAACCAUUGGUAGAGGGAAGCCUCCUGCUAGAUGGCUUUUGUUUUUCACGGCCUCACGCGCCCGGAGACGUAAUAUUCCAUUUCAUAUCGUUUAUAAGAGAAGUUUUAGUGGUACAGUGUAAUUGUUGACAUACUGUAAAGAAGUGUUUCUUGAUGUUGUAAAGGAAGACACGGGGAAGUUCUGUUGAUUUAGACGGUCUUGUACAAAGCUAACCAUUGGCAGUAUUAGUUCACGACCCAUUUUACAUCCGGAGCGAGUCAAACCAGAUAUUCAACGACAGAGAAAUGCUGCAAAUGUUUGGAUUGUGAAAAGCGUACACUGUAAAAAAAAAAAAAAAAGCUGAGCAAACUUAAAAGUUUAAGGCAACCAGCUUCAGCAGAUUUUUGAGUUUUCUCAACUUAUUUUUUAGGAGAUUUUUGAGUUCUCAAAUUUUUGUUGUAUAAACUUACAACAACAAGUUGAGAAAACUCAAGAAUAUGCCGAAGCUGGUUGCCUUAAACUUUUAAGUUUGCUCAACUUUUUUUUCUUUUUUUUUUUUACAGUGUAGCUGGUCAUGGAAGGGUUAAAAAUCAAGUUCAGUUUUGUACCCAGCUAACAAAAAAUAGUUCUAAGAACGUUUUGCUAACAUUCCCAGUAAGUUAUGAAAACAUUAUUUAUGAGCAUUUUUUUUUUAAUGCAAACGUCAAGGGAACGUUCCAUUUUAUUAUUUGGCAAACAUGAGAACGUUACUGUUGAAUGUUCUCUGAACGUUCAGUUUUUAAAAUGUUUUCAAUUUUUUGUUUUUUCUUGGUUAUGCAAACAUUAAAGGAAUGUUUUAUUUGAUCAUUUUGCAAACAUUGUGAAAGUGUUACUUUUGAAUGUUCUCUGAACGUAACAUUUAAAAAACAGAAUGUUUCAAAUCAAACAUUCCUUGAAUGAUGCAAAAUAACAUUUGUGUGCUACUUUUUGUGUUUGAUUGACUUUGAACACUGCAACAACGUUACAACGUUACAUUUGCUCAUAACUUGACCAGAUAACAAUCUUCUCAGAACUUUAAUACUAAUAUUCUGGCUAUGUUGUUAUUACAAUUUUUUUUUUUAUGUUAUAAUUCUGCAAACAUUAUGGGAAUGUUAUUUAGAAUGUUCUCAAUUUUUUUUAAACUAGUAUCACUUAAAAAAAAUAGUUUUAGAAAUGUUUCACAAACAAUGUAUAAAGAGUUUGGUGCUAACGUUUUAAGAACACUAAUAAAAACCAGAUAACUCUGAAUGAACACUGUAUUAACGAUUGUUCAUAACUUUACCAGAACGCUUUCUGUUAGCUGGGUUACAUUUUGCUGAAAGAUUUUGAUCUUUUUAAUAAUCAUGCACUGUAUGAGCAGAUAUGUGAAUUAAGAAAUUAAAUAGGGUGCGUUUGAUUUCAUGUGGACUUUAAAGCCUCAUGCAUUCAUGAACACUAGAUGUUUUCUUCUUCUCGACUCUUUAAUAAACGCUGGAGAAGGAAACUCGUCGUAUCUCUGCGGUUAGUGACUACACUGGUUUUGGAUUUGCUUUCUUUUCUAGUUUUUUUAUGUACAGAUGAAGCACUGCUGAAGGGUUUUAUGGUACAGCUUCACGAUCUCAAACCUCUGUGCUCUGUCUGAACAAAUGCCCACAUCAUCAUCAUCAUCAUCAUCAUCGUCAUCAUCAUCUGCGGUGUGUGAGACUUGCAUGCCACGAGCCGAAGCCUGAGCGUGUCUGUAACUGAAGGACACGCAUGGGCAUUUGUUCCCUCUUUGGAAAGCUUGUUUAAUUUGUUUCUGCAUGUGGCGUGAAUGUGUUGGGUUCGAGUCGACAUGAUCACAACAGUAUCCUGCAUCAGUGCUCCAGCACCUCCUUUCUUUGUAAAUAACUCAAAAUGGACAAAAAAAGAUGAUCUUCACAGCUGCCAAAAGACAUUUCCAUGAUGUAAGAUAGUAUAUUUACACAAAAAUGUUUUAGAUGAGGAAUGCAUUAAUUAAUAAAUCUAUUCAUGUUUUACCCUUA